This is a messenger RNA of Closterium sp. Naga37s-1, 732 nucleotides long. Lineage: Eukaryota; Viridiplantae; Streptophyta; Zygnematophyceae; Desmidiales; Closteriaceae. The record is from the annotation of a GenBank genome assembly.
AUGCUACCCUACCUGUUCCCCGACCUUUCCUCGUUCACCACUGCUGAGGACCUCAUUUCCCACCUGCGCGCUACUGACACUCGCUUUCGUGCCGCCCUUCCAGCCGAGUUCUGCGCCGCAAACCCCCCCCCGAUGUACUUCACUCUCUAUUUCCUCGUCACCCGCCUCCCUGACACUCUUAGCUCCGUCAGGGACCACUUCCUAGCGCUAGACCCCACCACUCUCACUGUCGACGACUUCGAGAAGCACCUCCUCGCAGCAGAGAAGAACAUCCUCGCUGUAGGUGCUCCUCGUGGCACUCCUCGCUCUCCUCUCUUUGAGGGGUGCUCCCCCUCCCCUCUCACCCCCUCCUACACCUCCGCAGCUGCUGCUCACGACUACCUUGGUGUUGAGGAGGUCGGGGCUGCUUCCGCUCCUACUGGGAAGCGUCGCAGCGGCAGGGGCGGCAAGGGUGGCAGGGGAGGUGGGGGUGGCGGUGGAGGUGGCGGUGGUGCAGGCGGCGGGGGAGGUGGAGGUGGUGGAGGCGGUCGUGGGGGUGGAGGUGGUGGAGGUGGUGGUGGGGGCAGCGGAGGCACUGGGAGCGGUGGAGGUGGCAGCAGCGGCGGUGGGGGAGGAGGGAGCGGUGGUGGCAGUGGUGGUCAGGGCCAGCAGCAGUCGCAGCAGCAGCAGCAGCAGCAGCAGCAGCAGCGUCAGCGCCAGACCCCCACUUCCCAGCAGCUUCUUGACUGGUAG